Dufourea novaeangliae is the source of this 1857-nucleotide messenger RNA. RefSeq names its product mini-chromosome maintenance complex-binding protein. Gene Ontology annotation, biological process: DNA-templated DNA replication. Gene Ontology annotation, molecular function: chromatin binding. The record is from RefSeq and is a predicted model, not a curated record. The coding region runs from base 84 to 1838 and encodes 584 amino acids. The transcript is spliced from 8 exons. NCBI's taxonomy places the organism in Eukaryota, Metazoa, Arthropoda, Insecta, Hymenoptera, Halictidae.
UUCUGAGUGAUUCUGAGUUUGUUCCUUGUUGUUCAAUAAACACGUAACAACAUAUUCAAACAUAUUCGUUGAAUGUGGGUAUCAUGUUGUCACCGCUUAGGGUACCGGAUUGGACUCCUGAACAUUAUAUUGCAAACAGAUCAACAUGUAACGUGAUUUUAGAAAAUCCUAAAAUUUUGAAAGAAAUUCCUUUGCUAAACUAUGCCCCGUUACAUAAUUUUACGGAUCGACAAUUGGUUAGAUUUCGAGGGAUGGUUCAAGACAUGCAUAACCCUGAAUAUUACUUUGAGCAGUACGAAGUAAGAGACACUCGAACCGGAACAUAUGAAGUCAGAUUUGGAAUGUAUGCAGACUCUGCACGAUGUAUGCCACAUGAGGAGAUUUUGGAGGACUCUGAAAGAAGUCGGAGUUCUGAAAGACAUACAUGUAUUGUUAUAUCGACGCCUGGUUUGAAUGAUUGGGCAAAGGAAAAAUAUGAACAACCUUUAAGAAUGAGUGGAAAUGGAAGCAGUAGUUGCAAAAGAAGCCUAGAUGAAUAUGCUUGCGAAGAUAUGGAUUGUUCCGAGCUGGUUAGAAAAAAAGAAAAGGUUUUACCAUGCACCAGUGGCAAAGAAACAGAUACUAUGGAAUGUGGUGCAGAAAGACAAAAUAUAUUUUCAAAAGACUAUCUAUUGAAUUUUCCAAUUCCAAUGGAGGAUGGUAAAGCGUGUAUUGUCAAGGUAUAUGAAGAUGUGGCUCUGAAGUUGAAUCAACUCAUCGAAAUAAUAGGUUUCGUUUCUUUAGAUCCUCUUCUAAGUACUAUGUGCAACGAGGACGAGACCAUGACAGAAGCGGAAAUGACCAUUCAUUGGCCACCUGCGUCUCUUGUUCCUCGGUUACACGCUGUCAAAGUAAUCCAUUUAGCUAAAGAGGAAAUCGAAAAUGCUCCAGAAAUUGUGUCUAAAGUUACAGCUAUAAGAAGCGAACUUCAUCUAGUAUUGAGUCAGCUUCUGUUUGGAGAUCGCUUGGCUGCCGACUAUUUAAUUUGUCAUUUACUUUCUUCUAUUUAUAUGAGAAGAGACUACUUUUGUCUUGGCACUUAUCCAUUAAAUAUAACACAUUUUCCCGUUGAUAAAUACAAAACAUUUGCAAAGGAUUUGUAUAAAUUUUUAAUGCUACUAGUCGAGAAGAGUCAUUUGUUGGAAGUAACAUUGGAGAACUUAAACGAUCUGACCUUAACCCCAAAGAAGGAUUACGAUUGCAAUAGGCUGAGUAGUGGAAUAUUUCAACUCGGCGACAACACUCAUCUCGUAAUAGACGAAACGGGAUUAACCACAGGCCAAGUUUCACAGGCCGGCCGAGAAAAUUAUAAUACAAUCUGCGAUUUAAUCAAUUUUCAGAAAGUGACGUACGAUUUUAAAUUUUAUAAGAUGGAGUACGAAACGGAUAUCCCGGUUUUAAUUUUAUCGGAAGCAAAGUCAUUCAUUCCUUGUCAGAAUCAAGUCGUCUUGAAGAUAGACACAGAAUCGAAGACUGUUUAUCCUCAUGUAAUGGAAAUCGUAGAACAGUACUUAAAAGGUGUGAACCGAUUAGCAGAUAUUCGUGGGUAUUUGAAAGUCAUUAGGAAUGCAAAGUUUGAGUUUAACGAAGACAUUGUGAAGGUGGUCCAGAAUGAUUUUGUAGAAUUGCGUCAAACGCAGAAGAACGUAAGUAUGGAUCAUUUACACUCGCUAAUGGUAUUGGCCAGACUAUUGUCCUUGUCGUAUGGAUUAAACACUUUAACUACGGAAUAUUGGAAAAUGGCUGUUGGAAUGGAAAUAGAAAGAUUGGGUAGAUUACCGGAGAAGAAAGAGAUUUAAAUGGUAUGAAUAAUACAGG